Messenger RNA from Juglans regia (Persian walnut), 576 nucleotides. Its product is annotated as short-chain dehydrogenase/reductase 2b-like. Bases 1 to 576 code for a protein of 191 amino acids. The transcript has 3 exons. Lineage: Eukaryota; Viridiplantae; Streptophyta; Magnoliopsida; Fagales; Juglandaceae. The record is from RefSeq and is a predicted model, not a curated record. Gene Ontology annotation, cellular component: membrane.
AUGAUAAUCAAGGUCGAUGUGUUUGACGCGCUUAUGGGAUACGAGAUUGGAGCUCAAAAAAAUAGCACUUUGUUGUCACAAAGAAGUAAAGUAUGGGAUCAAGCUAGUUUGCUAGUUUGCAAAGCUCUCAUUCCACUUCUACAAUUGUCUAAUUCACCAAGAAUAGUAAAUGUCUCCUUCCUCUUGGGACAACUACAGUUUAUUUCAAAUGAGAAUACAAGAAAGGAGCUAGGAGAUGUAGAUGAACUCACAGAAGAGAAAGUGGACAAGGUGGUGGAAGGGUUUUUAGAAGAUGUUAAGGAGAAUUUGGUAGAAAUCAAAGGGUGGCCUAAAAUUUUUUAUGCGUAUAUGAUCUCCAAGGCAGCUCUCAAUGCUUAUACAAGAGUUCUGGCUAAGAACUAUCGCGACAUUGCCAUUAACUCGGUUAGUCCCGGCCACACCAAAACAGACUUGAAUGGCAACACCGGGGUGUUGAGUGUCGAAGAAGGUGCUAAAGGUCCUGUAAUGCUGGCUUUGAUGCCAGAAGGUGGACCUUCCGGCCUCUACUUUGAGCAGACAGAAGUGUCUACCUUUUAA